ACGCUGUUAAGAGCAUGCAAUAACAAAAUGUUACUUAUCCGCUCCGCUGAUAAAGUAAAUAAAACACUUGGUUCAUGAGAGAACUUUGGACAUGGACUUUCGCAAGGCGCGCGCCCGCCAACCUGAAAUUGUACGUUCCGUGCAAAAAGAUGCACGCUAUACCACGGAAUUGGGUGAGGACCUGUCAGAUAUAUUACGAUUGACAGGGCCACGAAAUUGGAUCAAAUACAACCAACUGUGUCAGCUGAUAGCACAGCUAAGUUAUCAUGGUUUUGCCUCCAUAAACAAUCUGCAAACGCUGGGCGAGGAGUACACGGGCAUUAUACAAGUAGAUGGCAACUUCAAGCAAAUACCCAGUCGCCUGUUGCAAUUGAUAGCGAUUAUUCUAGAGUUUGGUGGAGACGCUUUGUUUUUGCGUGUACUGCAAAAAUUACAGAAGCAUGUAGCGGAACAUGAUGAGAUUGUACCUGAGGCCAAGCAAAAGUUGCAAAAAUUCAUACAGAGCCUGCGUCAAUCUCCAAGCUACAUCAAGGCGCUGCACAAAUCGCUCUUCUACUUGAACUCCAGCAAAUAUCAGCUGUCCAAGCGCACCACGAGCAUCAACUAUGUGCUCAUACGUCACUGGCUGCAGCCAGAAUUUUCGCUCUAUGGAUACAAGAUUCUUGGCGUCAUUACAUUCCUGCAGGUUACAGUAUCGUUAGCCAUAGGCGGCUGGGAGACAUGGAAGGAGCACAAGCGGCAGCAGCUGGAAGCCCUGAAGCAAGCGGGUAAAAGUUUUCUUCAACGCUCAGAGAGUCAACAGCGAGCAGUAGUGGAUGCCCCACAAUGCAUACUCUGCUUGGAGCCGCGACAGCAUUGCAGUCUGACACCUUGUGGCCAUCUCUUUUGCUGGAACUGCAUACUUGAAUGGCUGGAGGAACGUGAUGAGUGCCCAUUGUGUCGGGAGUCACUAAAGAAGUCGCAGGUCAUCCAGCUACGCAACUAUGUAUAAAGAUUAUCUUUGGAAACAUGUCGCUAUCCCUAAUUUUUUCUAAAACAUUCACGAGUCUUUUUAAUGACUUUC
Messenger RNA from Drosophila busckii, 1063 nucleotides. It is a transcript of the gene Pex10, whose product is annotated as peroxisome biogenesis factor 10. The transcript has 2 exons. Gene Ontology annotation, molecular function: zinc ion binding. Gene Ontology annotation, biological process: protein import into peroxisome matrix. The record is from RefSeq and is a predicted model, not a curated record. The coding region runs from base 92 to 991 and encodes 299 amino acids. NCBI's taxonomy places the organism in Eukaryota, Metazoa, Arthropoda, Insecta, Diptera, Drosophilidae. Gene Ontology annotation, cellular component: peroxisomal membrane.